This is a messenger RNA of Clupea harengus (Atlantic herring), 2789 nucleotides long. RefSeq names its product zDHHC palmitoyltransferase 12b (gene zdhhc12b). Gene Ontology annotation, biological process: peptidyl-L-cysteine S-palmitoylation; protein targeting to membrane. Gene Ontology annotation, cellular component: endoplasmic reticulum; Golgi apparatus. Gene Ontology annotation, molecular function: protein-cysteine S-palmitoyltransferase activity. NCBI's taxonomy places the organism in Eukaryota, Metazoa, Chordata, Actinopteri, Clupeiformes, Clupeidae. The record is from RefSeq and is a predicted model, not a curated record.
CGUUAGCAUUUCCCUGCGAGGACCUUGUAGUUAUUUAGGUCACGUGAACAGCAUUGUCCAAUUGUAACACUUCAUCCCAGUGAGCGACAGCGUAGCCGAACAAUAAUAUAAACAAGAUUAUUAGAGCGAAAAAUGAAGUCGACUGCAGCUAAGGUUCUGAUAAAAUUUCCCUCUCCGGUGUUUUGAGCAUUCCGUUUUGCAAUUAAUCUAGCUGAGAGAGUCAAGCUAUACCAGUUGGCCUAAGGAAAUAAUUCACUUUUUGAGAACCUACGGCAGCUUUUGAGCUAGCAAAAUUGUAUGCGAUGGCUUAGCGUAGCUUGGUUGCUUGUUAAAUUUGGUUGAAAAAUAGAGGUUUAUCAUGUAACCUACCGUUAGCUAAAAAUGUCUCGUAAUUUAGAUUUGAAUUUUUUACGUCCCAGUUAUGUUGCAUGGUCAGUUAUGCAAUCUGCGUUGAUUUAUAAAUUGUCGCAAAUUAGCUUGCUUGGCAGCUUGUAAAUGUAACUCAACCCAUGAAUCGUUGGUUGCCAGAGGAAGGCUAAUGGUUUAAGUAUGCUACGAUGUUCAAAAAUGUGUUCGGGUCAGGAUUUCUUGUGAGGACUGCACACGUUAUUCUGACAUGGGUGAUAACGUUGAUUCUAUUCCUGCACGACACCGACCUCAGAAAGCAAGAGGAGAGGGGGGAGCUCGUAAAACCGGUGCUCUUCGUGCUGCUGGUUCUCGUGUCGGUGCUUCUGUAUUUCGCGGUUUCGCUCAUGGAUCCGGGUUUUGUUCUCUCUGACGACAGCGACGCCCAGUUUGCCCUGGGCGUCACAGAAGAGCAACAGGACAUGAUCCCCCAUACCCCAAAGUCGUUAAGGCUCCGUCGUUGUGGUCAUUGCUUAUUGCAGCAACCAAUGAGGUCCAAGCACUGCCAGACGUGCCAGCACUGCGUGCGGCGCUACGAUCACCACUGCCCAUGGAUCGAGAACUGCGUGGGUGAGAGGAACCACCGCUGGUUCGUGCUCUACCUGGCCGUUCAACUUAUUGUCCUGCUGUGGGCUUUUUACAUGGCCUGGUCCGGCUUCACAUUGGCCUCAACGUGGCAGGUGUGGCUCCGGACCAAUGGCGUCCUGCUGGGGGCGACCACCCUGGUGGCUGUGCUCUCCCUGACCGUGCUGCUGCUGCUGGGCUCACACCUCUACCUGGUGUCCCUCAACACCACCACCUGGGAGUUCAUGUCGCGCCACCGCAUCUCCUACCUCAAGCACUGCGGGGCCGACGAGAACCCCUUCGACCGCGGCACACUGCGCAACCUUUGGGGCUUCUUCUGCGUGUGGGGGAUCGUGGUGUGGGAGAAGGUGUACUUCCGGGAGGACAACGACCCCAUCUAAAUGGGAGAUGUAUCCAUUUACCCCCUGAGUGUUGUUUGCACGCUUAGAAGUGAAAUGUAGACUCCAAAAGAAACACCGGCCCUUUAGGACUUGUCCUUAUUUCCACACUUCUUUCCUCCUUUUUCCUAAAAGAUUUUUCGUCUUGUGGAAGAAGUCUUUAUACAGUGUGAGAAGAAAUCGAUGGUGCCACAGGGAUCAAUUAAGCAGACAUGGGAAGGAGCAGAUCAGUACUGUACAUGAUGGUGUUCUCCGUUGCGCACUUUGUAAAAUCCAAAAAGCUGCUGCUUUUGAUGGAUUCUUAUAUCUUGUAAGGGAGGGUUGAUUUGGAUAUGAUCUACAAAGACAGAAAAGAGGUCUAUGUCUAUAAGAACAAAAAUGCACAAAAAAGGUCCGACCUACUAACCCAUGGUACAGAAGACUCCCCUCCUUUGGUACAGUUGCUUUAGGAUGGUAUUUAACGUGGUCAGACCGCAUGCCACAUAAGCAUUGAAAUCAAACCUUCUUCAGCACUUCUCUGUGUGUUCGAUGACUGGCAUGACUACAGUGUGCAGCAGAACAAUAUUAAUCCAGCCUACGUCUUUAAACAGUUUGUGUGUGAACAGAGUAUUUUCUAGCUGUUUCAGAAAUGGCUUCUCACUGUUAGUUUACCUGUAAAAUGUGCAGUGGUUGGAAAAGUCUCCACAACAGAAACUCAAAGCUGCCUUGCUAGGAUGAACAGGGUCCUGAUAGAAUCUCAGCCAGCAAGUGGCAAGUCAGCUGUCAAAACAACUGUACAUUUUGUCUACGCAGAAAAGACUGAAACCUUUUCUAUAAUUCACAAUCUAUGUUUACUGUACAUUCCUACAUCUUUGAAAACAUUUUACAGUAACGCAUUUUUUGUAUCAGAAAUUGUGUACUGUUGCGUUUCUCAAUCAGAUCCUUGGUGUGAGACCAACAAAAAAUCAAUCUUCAAACUGUACCAAAUCAAGUGAAACAAGAUCACUUUAGUUAUUUAUGCAUAUCGGUGUUCGGUAAACUCUUCCAGUUUCCCUAGCAAGCAUGAUGCCACUUCUACCAGCCUAGUUCUGAGGACAUGUGGAGUAGAAAGCCAGAGACUCUGUGGAAAAGAGCAGAACUGCAGUCUGUGGUGUGUUGUGUCCCCUCAUCAAGACAGGUCCCUUCUGUGCAAUAUAGCAGUCAUUGAGGUUUGAGUGAAAGCAAUAAUUGCAAUGUUUCUAAGCCUGUUUUGCUGUUUGAGUAACUUUGAUAGAAUUUGCACUGUGUUUUGCAUCAUUGAUAUGUGUUUGCUAUCUAGUUCAGUUUGUCUUUAUGCAAUAUUACAUUGUGACAUGCAAUAUUUAUGUUUUUUUGUUUUGUUGGUUUUUUUUUUUAAACAAAAUUUGCAAUUUCAGUAUUAAUAAACUGAACAUUAUUGGUCAA